Abrus precatorius (Indian licorice) is the source of this 1824-nucleotide messenger RNA. RefSeq names its product transcription factor DIVARICATA-like. Gene Ontology annotation, molecular function: DNA binding. The record is from RefSeq and is a predicted model, not a curated record. NCBI's taxonomy places the organism in Eukaryota, Viridiplantae, Streptophyta, Magnoliopsida, Fabales, Fabaceae. Bases 640 to 1566 code for a protein of 308 amino acids. The transcript is spliced from 2 exons.
UCAUCCCAAACCAUCUCUCUCACAUCAAUUCCUAUUCUUUCUCUUCUGAACACACUACACAGCCACAACCGUCAACAUAUUCAAAUCUAAUAUUUGUUUUUCAAUUCAACAUCUUGAUUUAUUCUCUUUCAGUUCCAGUUUUUCAUUCUGCUUGAGUUAUCUGCAUUUGCCUUCAUAGUUGCUUUUUCACCUGGAAAAAAUGACAAAAGGAAACAGCUUCUCGCUUUUUCUUUCCUGAUUGUAAAGGAUCACUCUUUUCUCAUUUGGGACUUAUGCUCACUUUCAGCACCAACUUGCAGUUGAGUUUCAAUAUUUAUCUCCGCUAUCAUAUUACUGGCGACUCACAUAGUAGGACAAGGUUUUGUUGUAGUUGAAUCAUAUUACUUGCAUUACCAGGCCUCCCUUCUGGAUAUGUAAUGUUUUUCCCAAGAUUCUCUUAGAUUCCAAAGGUUACAAGUUAAACUUUUAUAGUUCUUUAGUUUGUGGUCUCAAGGAAAGUAGAUUCUUGAUUAUACUUGAAAGAUUCUAAAUUCCAUGUCCCUUUAAUCAAAGUUGCAUAAGGCCUUAGUUGUUGUGCAUUUGUUUCUAGUUCCUCAUUUCCAUCUCGUUAGUGUAGGGCAAUUUUGUAACGUUUAAGGUAUGGAAUUCGAGACUAUAUACCCAUCUUGUUUUAUGUCAAAUUCAAAUUGGUUUGUUCAAGAGAGUCACAGCACAGAAUGGACUAGAGAAGAGAAUAAGAAGUUUGAAAGUGCCCUUGCCAUAUAUGAUAAGGAUACCCCAGAUAGAUGGGUGAGGGUAGCUGCCAUGCUCCCUGGGAAAACUGUCUUUGAUGUGAUCAAGCAAUAUAGGGAAUUGGAAGAAGAUGUUAGUGAAAUAGAAGCAGGGAGGGUUCCUGUUCCUGGAUAUCCUACUUCUUCUUUCACUUUGGAGCUGGUUUACAAUCAGAGUUAUGAUGGAUGCAGAAAAAGGCCUAAUACUGUAAGAAGUUCUGAUCAAGAGAGGAAGAAAGGAGUCCCUUGGACAGAAGAGGAACACAGGCGUUUUCUGAUGGGGCUUCUAAAGUAUGGUAAAGGUGACUGGAGAAAUAUCUCUCGAAAUUUUGUGUUCACAAAGACUCCAACCCAAGUGGCAAGCCAUGCUCAAAAGUAUUACAUAAGGCAAAAGCUUUCUGGAGGGAAAGACAAUAAAAGGAGACCUAGUAUACAUGAUAUCACCAUUGUUAAUCUUACAGAAACUAGUCAAACUACCACAUCAGAUCAAGAGAAGCCUCUUUUAUUCAUUGAGUCUCACAAGCCUUCCCAGCAGCAGAAGCUGACUAGCAUGCCAAAAGUACAACUGGAAUGGAUUAAUCACCACAAUGAUGGGUCACUGAUGGUUUUCAACCCAAAUUAUGAUAUGUUCAUGUCAUCGUCAUCUGGCAUCUCUACCAAGACCCUCAAGUUUCAAGGGCAGGAUAUCUAUGAAUGUGCUUUUCAUGAGACUUACGCCAAGCUAAAAUCUCCUGGUUUCAGGACAGCUUCAAGUGAGUUCAAUACGGAGGCUAUUUUUGGCAUUCAUGCACUGUAAUGCAAACUCGGAUCAUGUUAGAAACAACAUACCAGUUCUACUACAUGAUCAUAGCUAUGCAUAAUUACAAGUAGAUGACCUGAGGCUGCUUCUUUUAUGUUACGAACAUAAAUAAUGUUUCAUUCCUUCAAGGCUUCAACUGUUUUGGAAUGAACUUCUUUUAAAGUUUUCCUGUUUACCUCAUAGUCAGACAGUUAACAUGUCUAUUUCGUUGUAGACUCAAUCAGCAUCACAUGAUGCACCAUUCAGGUGUUCAAG